UAGUAUUACCUUGUUGCUCUUGCAUGUUCUUGGUGCUGAUAAAACAAUACUUAAUUUAUUGGCUGUUCUUAGAUUAUAAUUUAGAAUUAAUGGUGAAAAACUAAUUUUUAUUUGGUUGUAAUACCUUAAUUAUGGUUCAAGUUCAAACAAAAGAAGAGGUCAGUAACACCUCUGAAAAGCCUCCAGACAGGAAAACCAAAAAACCCGGGAAGAGGCGAAGCACCUUCUAUUGCCUCCCACCUGAUAUUGGUAGUGCUGAAUCCUUACCUCUACACACACAGCAAGGCAGCAAGCAACAUGAGAGUAGAGCUGUCGAAGAUUCACAUAAAGUUGAAAUUACAGAAAAUAUUGCGAACUUUCUUAAAGACAAAGUAGGUGAUUAUGAUGUCAGUUUUGAGAUCAAAACUCGUAAAUCAGAGAGUCACUGGUACAUGAUUUACUAUGAUGGAAGCAUUAAUAUUAGUGAUGAUGAUGAUGAUGAUGAAGUGAGUAAGGUUGAAACCUGCAUGUGCAAUGAAAUUUGUGCAGCUACAACACAACCGUCAUUUGAGUGUACAUAUUCUUCUCUUGAAUGCAAAGGAAAAAAUGUAAAGAAACGAUCUGGUGUCUCAUUUGAUGGAAGGGCCAGUACUAGUCAGGUACAUGUACGCAAGAUCCCUGCACUUAGUGCAGAUGAUGAAGCAAGAGCUUUCUGGAACUGCAUCAAGAAACGAAGAGGAGAGUAUACUUGGAAUGAUCACAUAGGAAACCCAGGUUUGCUGCACAGUGCCUGUUUGGAAGGAACUGUUGAUCCCUCUCUCAGUUGUAAACUCUCAGUGCAUUACCAAGAUAAACAGUCUGCCACAUUCACCUGCAGCCUGGACUCUAGUGUGGAACAUGUGGUGAUGCACACUGUUUGUACCUUGGAACUUCCUGGUGAAUCUGGAGACUACAUUCUCAAGGUAAGUUCGAGGAAAGUGGACGACUACUUGUCAGGAGACACCCCCCUUGGGGAAUAUGAAUAUGUUAACAGUUGUAUGAAAUAUGAUGAAGUGUUUUCUUCACACUCUUUGCAUGCUGAUUCUGUCAGGCAAUCAUAUUUACGUACGGAAGAGGAUGAUCUUGCUGUGAUGAAUGUUCGUGUGGAAGAUCUGAUGUCUGCAGGCUCAGGGGAAGUGAUACAUCAUGAAACAUUAAUUAUUGUAGUUGAAACUUUUGAGACAGAAUUGACACGUCUCCAAAAUUCUGGUUUUCUAUUGGUGGAUGGAACCCCAAUGCAAGAUCUUCCGUCACCAAUGAGGUCACGGAGGCUACGGCAGGUAGUGAAGCAAAUGUGUGCUCUGCUUGGGAAUUUGGAGACGACUGAAGUAUCUGAUGCAAUAAACACUCUUGUGUCUACAUGUAGAAUAAUUCAGAAGAGUCAGGGAAUUCUUGAUGGUGAGGAUGAUGGUCCUGGUCAACGUGUGCUCUCUACAGGCUCCCAUGAUACCUCCAAUCCAGAGGACUUGAAGCAGUUGUUACUAGACACUCUUAGUCGUCUUGCUGGUGCAGUAAACAAUUUCUUGGUGAUGUAUGCCAAAGCAUUCAGGGUGGACUUUACAGUUGACAUGACUGUAGACCCCACACAAGAGCAACGAGACAUUCAAGAUGUACGAGAAAAGGUCUCAAUUAAGGUUCAAGGUCUUCACCGUCUUCAGUUAGAAUGGAAAUAUGAUGAAUAUUUUGUAGAAGCACAGUUGUUUCAUGGAUCAAGAUGCAUUGGUCAGCCUGUCCACACUCCUACCAAGAGGGUUACCGAUGAUCCCAAGUUUUAUCAAAAAAUUAUAUUCAAUCGAUGGUUGGAUUUAGGGGCUCGUGUAAACACAUUACCAAGAGAAAGUCGUCUAGUCCUAACAGUCUUUGGCCUAAAAGUUGUUGAAGCAGAAAAUAAAGUUGAACAACCUCAGUACCUCAGGGAAGAACUUGGCUGGGCUGCCAUACAGUGUUUCUCCUUUGAAGGGCAUCUUACCCAAGGAUAUCAUCUGCUUACACUGUGGCCAAUGGCAAGUGACCGAAGACUUGGCCCUGCUCCUUAUUCCUCAGAUCAUCCCCAAGUUCAUGGCUGUGCUGUUCUUUCUGUGGAGUUGAUGGAUUUUGGAGGUGAUGUGGUCUUCCCAAAAAUUACUCCAUUAGAACCAACCAAGCUGGAGUUCUCAUCCUUGGAUGUAAACACUCAGCAGCUUCUCUCUGAUAUCAUAGAGAGAGACAUCUUUACUUUCAAUAAGGGUUCAGUUGAAGAGCGAGAAAUUUUGUGGGAAAAGCGACAUUACUUGCACAAAGAACCAUUUGCUCUAGCCAAAGUGCUUCUAGCAGCGCAUUCAUGGGAUGUGUCCUGUUUACCUGACCUGCACUCUCUUGUAAAAAACUGGGCUUCACCAGCACCUGCAGAUGCCUUACAUCUUCUUUUGCCAUGUUUUGCAGACAGUGUGGUGCGUGCUCGUGCUGUAGAGUGGAUCAGAGGACUUGGAUCUGAUGAGUUGAUAACCUUCUUGCCACAGCUGGUUCAGGCAGUGAAACAUGAAGCAUGGGAUAUAUCCCCUACAGCAGAACUGUUGUUAGAACGAGCAUUAACUUCACCCAGGCUAGCACAUCACUUAUAUUGGCUGCUUAAUCAGUGCCUUCCUCUUCAGGUAGGAGAUGACCUCCGCCAGGACAUGUUGGUAAUCCAGAUGAUCCGUCUGAUGGACAAGCUGUGGCUAAAAGAGGGAUUUGACCUUAAAGUUGUCACAUUUAGUGUUGUACCCACAGGGGAUAAAAUUGGUGAGGACCAAGAAUGGCUACAAAUGGAUGUACACAGACCGAAAGUCUUGCCUGAGAAGUGGUUACUAGACUUUAAUAUGAGAAGUCAUUUACGGCUUCCAGGAGGAGCUGGAUUUUUUGAAGCAGUAAUUAAUGGAUCUGAUUUCAACCAAAUGGACAAGAACUUCUCUCUACUGAUUGAUAAUGUUAAGCUGCUGCGAAAAUUGUCAUCAUACACAACAAUUGUGGUGAUAAGUGACGAGGCAACCUUCCUCGCCGCCUUCGUCAAGUGGUCCGUCAAGGGGCGCCUCAUGGUGUGGUCGACGAGGCUCCUCAUCCUCACUCACUCUCGCCUCAUGGAGCUGCAGGAUCUCCACACAACCUUGUCCAACUUCAACUCUAUGUUGGUUAUUAUCAACAACGACACAACAAACAUCAGGUGA
Molecule: messenger RNA, 3200 nt
Organism: Cherax quadricarinatus
Lineage: Eukaryota; Metazoa; Arthropoda; Malacostraca; Decapoda; Parastacidae
Source: RefSeq, a predicted model, not a curated record